Molecule: messenger RNA, 2064 nt
Organism: Lodderomyces oxycetoniae
Lineage: Eukaryota; Fungi; Ascomycota; Pichiomycetes; Serinales; Debaryomycetaceae
Exons: 1
Coding region: 1-2064 (687 amino acids)
Source: RefSeq, a predicted model, not a curated record
AUGGUACGAUCAACAUUUGUACCAGUGCCGACUCAAUCUCAAUCUUAUUCCAAAACUGAAACUGAAAAUGAAACCCAAGCUCAAGCUCAAAUACCGACGCAAGAUGAAAUCACCUUUUCACCGAAACAAUUCCCCAUGUCUUUACCUUCGCUAACAGAGAGUCCCAUUCCAACAAGAUCCAUCGACUUAAAAUCACUAAAUGCGUCUCUAACGCAACAUAAUCAGCACUUUUCGGAAACAGAAACGGAAACGGAAACGGAAACCGAAAUACCUAGUAAGACUACAGCAUCGUCUAUAAAAUCAAAACCGUCUUCGCCGCCAUGCAACCUUCCAUCCUUAGACCAAUUGGUGAAUGACUGUUUUCUACUAUCAAUUGACAAACUUUCAAACAAUCAAGAAUAUUAUGGUGACAACGAUGCAUUAAGGAUAGCUAUGGCCAAAAACUUUCAUGAUUUUUUGAACAGGCAACAUUGUCAAGAAAACCUAGAUUUUUUGAUUGAUAUUUAUCGAUACGAGUACCUUUUCAAUUUGAAGUUUUACCCCAUGUGCCAACCUGAAGCUUCCGGAUUGUCCUUGAAUGCAAUCAGUAAUACUAUUUCAACUAGUGAAUCUCUAUACAAAAGCAACAAGGUUUCUUCGAAAAGAGAUUCUAUUAGUUCAGUGGUUCGGAAUAGUAGUAGCGGCGGCAGUAGAAACCGGUCAGAUUCCUCGUUUGAUUCCCUUUCAAGACCUUUUAAUGAAGAAUCACUAUUGCAUGAUCCACUGAAUGCCUUUGUCUCAACUAUAGACGACUUAGACAUGACUGAAACAUGGAAAACUUUUGGCUCAAAACAAAUUGACGAUACUCCCGAAUUGGAAUCAGACACAGAAGAUGAGGGCAAUAGUAUUGAGGAUCCUGUUUGUGUUUCUCGUGAAGAUAUUGACGAAUUGAAUUUGAAUUGGAGUAUUAUUAUGAAUACAUAUAUUAAACAAGACUCGCCACUACAGAUCAAUAUAUCGCAGAAACUAUUCAAGGAAAUUGUCGAAGAAAAUUCUAUAAACAAAUUGCACCAUCCAAUGAUUCUAUUAAAGGCCAAAAAGGAGGUUUUGAGGAUGUUGAAGGAAAAUGGAUAUUUUGAGUUUAUGAGUCAGUAUAAGAAGCAAUUAAUGCAAAAGCGUCAGCAGGAACAACAACAACAUCAACAACAUCAACAACAACAACAACAACUGCAACUGCAACAACUGAAACUGCACCUACAACUGCAGCAGGAACAACAACAACAACAACAACUGCAAUUGCAACUGCAAUUGCAACUGCCGCAACAGCCACUGCAGCUUCGGGAAGAAGACUUGUGUAAUAUCCUUCCCUUUGAACCGCAAGUGGAUCAAAUAGAAAAACAAUCCUAUUUCUCUAGCCGUGCAUCUACUCCGAUUUCCACCAAAUCGACACCCCUUUCACUUGAGAUGAGAGAUGUAGCAGAUACUGCAGAUCAGUCACCAUCAUUAUUCACUAGACUUUCGUUUUUCCCUAGAAAGAACAAACAUUUACACCAAGUAUCGUCACCACCAACACCACUGCAACAUUCCCCACUCACUGCAACUUCAUCGCUCCCCGAGGAAGAACCAUUGCCGUUACAGUCAUCCUCCUCAUUUCUGAGUAUAUUGGGCCAUUUGAAAUUCAACAAUAAUUACAACCACUCCUCAAUGAGUAGUCAUUUAGAUUCAUCAUUAUUAUCAAAAACGUCGAGCCCUCCCAACUCGGUUCCAGUGACUACUUGUUCACCCACGUCAUUACCAACGCAAAAAGUUUACAAAUCACACCAAUCUCAUCAGCAUAACUUUAUGCCUCAUACAUCAUCGUCAUCAUCAUCACAUAGCAUUAGUGCAACUAAACUAUUUGGUAACAGUAACCUGCACAGUGUGACUAAUUCGCCACAGUUGGUAGCUAAACAAAGUAAUAGUGGUAUUGCCGAUAUUAGGUCUUUGAAUGCUAGUCCCAUUUCAACGAGUAGUAGCAAGAGUCAAUCUAAUAGCGGUGCAAGCCUAAACUCGUCAUUUAAGUUUUGGAAAAAACGCACAUUAUAA